AUGUUCCUCGAAUUCGAUACCGCGGGUAUUAAGGACCCCUUCAAACAGAGCGCAUCUGCGGAGAACGGAGGGAGCAAUGCCGCCAGUAGGCUAGUGCACAUUCGAAACCAGCAGAGAAACGGCCGCAAGAGUGUCACAACCGUUCAAGGUCUUGAAGAAACGCUGGACCUCAAGAAGAUGGUCCGUGCCCUCAAAAAGGAGUUCAGUUGCAACGGGACGGUCAUCUCACACGCCGAGUACGGUUCUAUCAUCCAACUUCAAGGCGACAAGCGUCACGACGUCGUACGAUUCCUGGAACGCGAAAAUCUCGUGUCGCCUGACCAAAUCAGGAUUCAUGGAGUUUAA
Molecule: messenger RNA, 345 nt
Organism: Babesia ovata
Lineage: Eukaryota; Apicomplexa; Aconoidasida; Piroplasmida; Babesiidae
Product: translation initiation factor
Exons: 1
Coding region: 1-345 (114 amino acids)
Biological process (GO): translational initiation
Molecular function (GO): translation initiation factor activity; RNA binding
Source: RefSeq, a predicted model, not a curated record